CGGUUCGUUCGCGAACGUCACAACUCUAGUUCAAGCUCAUAAAUGAAUGAACGUGGUAGCGUCUUUUGAACUUGUGUGAGCAAGAACAACAAAACUUGCUUAUGUAAUCAUGUCGAACAGCACUCGAAGUUUUCUCGAAAGCUCUUAUGAUAUCGGUCCAUGUGACUCGACACAGACUAGUUCAAUUGCAGAUGAGCUAAGAGCAGUGAAGGACGGAGAAGUCUGUAUGGUAGAUUUUACGUCAAGCGUUGUUCUGCAGUGCAUGACAUGCAACACAGUGCUUGGAGACUCUCUCGCCAUCUGUGGGGAAGUCCGGAGCCUCCAGAGUAUCAUUUGUUUGAAAGUUUCUGAAGAUGUGAGGGUAAACAAAAAGCUGGAGAUGAGUUUGAAUGGUCAUCUGGCUUUCUCCACCCACCAAGUCCUUUACUGUGCUGGUUGCCAUGGUGCCGUUGGCCUGGUUCUUCACUCCACCCCAGAACACCUGUCUGCUUUACGAAACCUCUUCCUUUUACGAAAAGAACUGAUAAACUGCUACAUGCUAAGAAGUGGUGCACGUGUUAAAGCCUCCAAAAUCAACUUCAAACACAGACUCAUGGACAAAAAUAUUAAAGAGCUGAAGCAGGAUUUAGAAGCUCAGCUGAAGCAGGUGAAGAUUCUGGAAGGAAUGAUGGAGAAAUUGUGCACACACAAUGUAAGCUAAAGCAAUGCUGGCAUGGAAUAUGUAGUGGUUUUGUUCUAACUGCUUAAAGUGUAUUUAUAUUUUUGUAUUAUGUAUUGAAUAACAAUAAAAUUUUUUGGAAAUGUUUAAAAUGAGUGAAAUACUAACUAUAUUGGUUAUUGUAUUUCUUUAUUUACAUUUAUGUGCAGAGAAAGG
Cyprinus carpio (common carp) is the source of this 874-nucleotide messenger RNA. It is a transcript of the gene oip5, whose product is annotated as opa interacting protein 5. Gene Ontology annotation, biological process: chromosome segregation; CENP-A containing chromatin assembly. Lineage: Eukaryota; Metazoa; Chordata; Actinopteri; Cypriniformes; Cyprinidae. The record is from RefSeq and is a predicted model, not a curated record. Gene Ontology annotation, cellular component: chromosome, centromeric region; nucleus; chromatin.